UCACUAUAAUCAGUAUAACCUCCUCCUAUCAUAGUUUGAUACAGAAUCUGAUUUUUUUGUUUAACAGUUAUUGUUAUAAUUUAAUAUACAUUUUUUUGAAAAUAUAGUUUGCAUUUCUUUAUGGAUAUGAUAGAGGACGAUGUUUCGGAUCUGUCGGACGAAGAGGUGCCUUCGCUAGUUGAGGCGAGGUUCGACCCGGUCCCUGUGACCCUGAUCACCGGUUACCUGGGCGCAGGUAAGACGACCCUCCUCAACUACAUACUCACGGAACAGCAUAACAAGAAAAUCGCCGUCAUACUCAACGAGUUCGGCGAGGGGAGCGCGAUGGAGAAGAGUUUGUCUGUUGGAGAGAAGGGCCAAUUGUACGAGGAGUGGCUCGAGCUACGUAAUGGUUGCCUAUGCUGUUCGGUGAAGGACAAUGGGAUCAAGGCGAUAGAGAACCUCAUGAAAAAGAGAGGAAAAUUCGACUACCUCCUGCUCGAGACGACAGGCCUCGCCGAUCCAGGGCCGAUCGCAACAAUGUUCUGGCUAGACAAAGAACUCUGCAGCGAUCUUGUCUUAGACGGUGUGAUCUCAGUUGUCGACGCGAAAAACGGUUUGAAUGUAUUGACGAAGGGCCGGAUGGCGACGGAAAGGCUGGAGAACGAACAUGAAUCUGCAGAUUCGCCUGUCAGGCAAGUGGCGCUAGGUGAUGUGAUACUGCUUAAUAAAACCGACCUGGCACUUCCUGAAGAGGUGGAUGCUGUAAAAGCUGCCAUAAAGUCAAUCAAUGACUCGGCGCCCAUCGUAGAAACGUCUUACUCAAAGGUGUGCCUUGAUAAGAUUUUAGACCUGAACGCAUACUCUGGCAACAAUGUAAACAGGAUUCAGUAUCUUGUUAAAGAAAUAAUAACUGCGGCUGGCGACAAUCAUGUUGAUAAAACGAUUGGCACCGUCACGCUCCGCGUUGGGAAAAUGGACAAGAAGUCGAUUGAUGACUUCGUGCAAAAGCUUCUCUGGGCGAAGGCGUUGAAGAACAAGGACGGGGAGACGGCAGAGGUCUUCCGGGCAAAGGGGGUCGUAAACACGGGCGAGGGGCAUGUCAUGCUUCAGACUGUGUACUCGACAUAUGACAUCGAACCGAUACAGAUGGACCAGACUCAGGAUACCGUUCUCGUCUUCAUCGGUAAAUUUCUCGACAAAGACUGCUUAAUGGACAUGCUCAAAGAAUUUAUAAAAACUGAGUAAUA
This is a messenger RNA of Cimex lectularius (bed bug), 1229 nucleotides long. Its product is annotated as COBW domain-containing protein 1-like. NCBI's taxonomy places the organism in Eukaryota, Metazoa, Arthropoda, Insecta, Hemiptera, Cimicidae. Gene Ontology annotation, cellular component: cytoplasm. The record is from RefSeq and is a predicted model, not a curated record. The coding region runs from base 121 to 1227 and encodes 368 amino acids. The transcript has 12 exons.